UGCUCCUCUGGUGUCAGCAGUGGAGGGAGUUGGGCGGGCUGAAGCGCACAUUAGUCACUUCAGUCCUGAGUACAUGCAACUACUCUCCUCAGGAUACACAACAACUAUCUCUGCUUCAUUAAAAAAAAAAAAAAAAAAAAAAAGGAUUAAUACCAACUUCACAAAUCUCACCAGAAGAACAGAAACAUGGACAAAAUGGAAGACUUCUACUACCACGAUGACGAAGACGCCAGCUUUAAUGACAGCUACGACUACAAUUAUGAACACAGCAUUUGUGACAAGGAAGCGGUGCGCUCUUUUGGUGGCGUCUUCCUCCCAAUCAUCUACACCCUGGCUCUGGUGGUAGGUCUGGCUGGGAACGCCCUGGUGGUGGUUGUCUACACAUCCCGGUUGAGACUACGAACCCUGACGGACGUGUGCAUCCUAAACCUCGCCAUCUCGGACCUGCUGCUGCUCUUCACCCUGCCCUUCUGGGCGGCUGACGCGGUCCACGGAUGGAGGCUGGGAAAGGCCGCCUGCAAGAUCACCUCCUUCCUCUACAGCACCAACUUCAGCUGUGGCAUGCUGCUGCUGGCGUGCAUCAGUGUGGAUCGCUACCGUGCUGUAGCCCAAAAUCCAACCGGCAGAAAUGGGACAGGACCCCGAGCGAGGAGACAGUGGCUCCUGGUGUGUGUCGUGUUGUGGGCUUUAGCCAGCUUUCUUGGCCUUCCCGAGCUCAUCUUCUCCACAGUGAAGAUCUCCCAUCACAGGAUCGGCUGCACCCCCGUCUACCCGCACAGCAUGGCCCGACCUGCUAAAGCUGCCCUGGAGCUGCUGGAGGUGACCCUUAGGUUCCUGCUGCCUUUCUUGGUCAUGGUGAUAUGCUACUGCUGGGUGGGGCGGGCCCUGACUAAGGCCGUUGGGGUGCGGAGAGACCGAAAGUGGCGAGCCCUGCGCGUCCUCCUCGCUGUGGUGGCUGUAUUCCUGCUCACCCAGCUGCCCUACAACGUGGUCAAGCUGUGCCGAGCGAUGGACAUCAUUUACAUCCUCGUGACGGACUGUGAAGUCAGCAAGAAUCUGGAUCGCGCUGUCCAAGUGACGGAGAGCCUGGCGCUCACCCACGCCUGCAUCAACCCAGUUCUCUACGCCUUCAUCGGGUCCUCCUUUAGGGGUCACGUCCUAAAGGCGGCUAAGCGCCUUGGACAGCGCCUUGGGAGACACCCGACACACGUGAACGAGGAGCCGGCGGUGGAGAUUGCGCUUAACACACGCAAUCAAACUCAAUCCCAGUCCGGUUCCGAAGACCAAGACACCAGCACCUUUACCAUUUAAGACUCUAAAAUAGAUCUAUUUCCUUGUAAGCACCUAUGCAAACUGUAUGUCUACGUAUACAUAUUUGCAUACUUGUACUAUCAUACAGGACAGAUAUCAAUUACUACAGGUAUUCUUUUUUAGGGUAAUAUAUAUGUACAGUGAGUUUACAUGCACUAACUAAACAAAGUAUUUUGUAUAAAUUAUGUAUUUUGUUAAAUAAAAGAACAAAGCUUUUUAAUGAUGCGCAUCUACGCACUUCUGUUGCAAUCAAACACAGCUGAAAGUCAAGACGCUCGGAGAACUUUUCUGGUUUUUCACAACGAAUCCAAUUCAAUCGGCACAGUCUUCCAUCCAUGAGAUCAUCUGCAUCUCAUUUUAUCACAUCUCGUGGCCCGGGUUGGAAUAAUUGCACAGUGGGUGACCAUUGAGUUGAAAAACAAUUGGCAAACGAAGACAGGACAACAAACAGCAGGAAGGACCCAUUCAUGCUAUAAAGCCAAGAAAAAGCAGUGCUGAACGUUCCUUUGAGGCCAUUUUUCAUCCACUCAUCUUUUUUGAUUUGAAUAAACUUGGAACUUGAAAGAGAA
Stegastes partitus (bicolor damselfish) is the source of this 1880-nucleotide messenger RNA. RefSeq names its product atypical chemokine receptor 4b (gene ackr4b). Lineage: Eukaryota; Metazoa; Chordata; Actinopteri; Pomacentridae. Gene Ontology annotation, cellular component: membrane; external side of plasma membrane. Gene Ontology annotation, biological process: G protein-coupled receptor signaling pathway; cell chemotaxis; calcium-mediated signaling. Bases 187 to 1311 code for a protein of 374 amino acids. The record is from RefSeq and is a predicted model, not a curated record. Gene Ontology annotation, molecular function: scavenger receptor activity; C-C chemokine receptor activity; C-C chemokine binding. The transcript has 2 exons.